CCCAUAUAAAAACCCAUCUCCCCUCAUCUGUUCAACUAGGAGAAAAAGAAACCACGUCGAUUGAUUUAUUCCCCAAAUCACUCGUUUCCUCCCGCAUCUCACCCAUGGCCACAACCGCCACCACCAUCGCCCCCCAAACCUUCCUCUCUCUCUCCUCCCCCAAACCCAAAAGACCCACCAAGCUUUCCUUCAAACCCACCCACCAGAUUCUCUCAAGACCCAACCAUAGAGCCCGGCUCGUCCUGGUCGGAUCCGUACCCAAAGAGCUCGACGUCAUCCCAGUACAGAGCAGUGACGCUACAGACCAACAAGACGGCGUCGUUUUAGGAACGGAGAGGGAAGUUGAGGGUGGAGAGAGAGUAGUGAGUCAGGUGGUCGGUGGGUUCUCUGGUGAAGGGAGGUUGUCGUUUGAAGGGGCUGGGGGAUUUUCUUCGGCUGGUUCUUCUUUGGGUGGAGGAGAGAGUGAAGGGGAGGAUUUGGGGAAGUGGGUUGAUAGAGGGAUUAAUGCCGCGAUUGUUUUGGCUACGGGGAGUUUUGCCAUCUCAAAGUUGCUUACCAUUGACCAGGAUUAUUGGCAUGGAUGGACCCUGUAUGAGAUUGUGAGAUAUGCACCUCAACACAACUGGAGUGCUUAUGAGGAAGCCCUGAAAACAAACCCAGUUUUAGCGAAAAUGAUGAUAAGUGGAGUGGUUUACUCUUUAGGGGAUUGGAUUGCUCAGUGCUGUGAGGGAAAACCACUUUUUGAAUUUGACCGGACACGAAUGUUCAGAUCAGGCGUUGUGGGCUUUACAUUGCACGGAUCCCUGUCACAUUAUUAUUACCAGUUUUGUGAGGAACUGAUUCCUUAUCACGAUUGGUGGGUCGUUAUUGCUAAAGUAGUCUUUGAUCAAACAGCAUGGGCUGCUCUUUGGAACAGCAUCUACUUUAUUGUCUUGGGAUUCUUGCGCCUUGAAUCUCCAGUUAGUAUCUUUAAUGAAUGGAAGGCAACAUUCUGGCCUAUGUUGACUGCUGGGUGGAAGCUCUGGCCAUUUGCUCAUCUUAUUACCUAUGGUGUGAUCCCUGUGGAACAGAGGCUUCUUUGGGUUGACUGCGUAGAGCUCAUUUGGGUGACAAUCCUUUCGACAUACUCAAAUGAGAAGUCAGAAGCAAGAAUAUCAGAAGCAGAAGCCGAUUCCAGUUCCCCUUCCAUAGGGCCUCCCGAGGUAGAGAAAUGAAUUAUGGACAUGAAUACAUGUAAAUAGUGGGUGCCGCAUUGCAUGAUUCUGAUCCACUUUUUUCCCAUCAAUACUUAAUCCGACUAGGUGUGAAUCAGUAGCGCGAAGAAGAAAAGAGUCGGUCAGUUUAUUCCUGAUGCUGCUGAAAGAUGAAAUCCUUGUACUUGACGGACCUUGGCCUAAGACGUGCGUAGGCAAUGGGGUGAUGGCUGGAGAUUCUGGUUGUAGUUUAUACUACACACAUCCUCAGGGAAUUCGCACGUGUAUCGUAUCGUAUGUAAAUCCACUUGUACAAACUGCUCUAUUCUUUGGAGGUCAAAUGUAACUAACUUGUCUUUAUUUC
Rhododendron vialii is the source of this 1557-nucleotide messenger RNA. RefSeq lists its product as uncharacterized. Gene Ontology annotation, cellular component: cytoplasm; membrane. NCBI's taxonomy places the organism in Eukaryota, Viridiplantae, Streptophyta, Magnoliopsida, Ericales, Ericaceae. The record is from RefSeq and is a predicted model, not a curated record. The transcript has 6 exons. The coding region runs from base 105 to 1214 and encodes 369 amino acids.